AUGGCUCCUCUACCGGUUGAACGAGUACAAAUGGUUCCAGCCUUUACCAACGUUGGACUUGACUUCAUGGGUCCAUUAUAUCUUAAACAGAAAUUGCAAGCAAAGGGGAAACGGGAGACCACCAAGGCUUAUGUUUGUAUCUUUGCGUGCGAGGAUUCCAGAGCAGUCCACUUCGAGCUAACGAACAAUAUGACUACUGAAGAAUUUCUGCAAGCCUUUCGUCGCAUGGCAAAUCAAAGGGGAAUGCCACAUACCAUACGUUCUGACAACCAAACCACCUUUCACAAGGCAGCUCGAGUAUUCAGCGCUUCAAAACAGAAAUUGAAGCUAACGCAAAUUGAUCCUAAAGUUGUGCAAGAUCGAUUGGAAAACGACGGCGUGGUUUGGAAAUUUAUAAUGGAGAGAGCAAGUCAUCAUGGGGGACACUGGGAACGAGUGUGUCAACAGUUAAAGGAGCCAUUGAGAAAAGUUCUCGGAAAGUCGUUAUUAACUUAUACGGAAAUGUUGACUACAUUAACGAACAUUGAAGCGAUAAUAAAUUCUCGACCCUUGACAUAUAUUGGAGAUGAUAUUCAGGACGGAGUCAUCAUAACCCUGGCAUUACUGGCACUCAAUCGACAAUUAGGUGAAGUUCCAGAUCACCUUGCGAAGAGUUCCACGAUAUCUCUUAGUGAUCAGUAUCGUUAUCAACAACGGCUUCAACAACAUUUUUGGUCGCGCUGGCAAAAGGAAUAUCUACCGAGGCUAACCAUGCGUCAAAAAUGGCUUCAGAAAAUGGCACCAUUAAAGCCAAAGGAUACGGUUUUGGUUUCCGAUGAUAACCUUCCACGAGGCAAGUGGCAGCUUGGCAAAGUAGAAAACACUUUUCCUGGGAGAGAUGGCUUAAUCCGAACAGUGUCCGUUCGCACGAAGAAAGGAGUCAUUAACCGUCCAAUUCAAAGAAUACAUUUACUAGAGAACCAUUACGACUUGUUACAGAGGCAAAAUAUGAGUGCAUCUGGAAAAGCAACGUCUGUUAAUAAGAAUGACAAUUUGCCAUUGGCUGUGGAGGAUGUUCCGGUUUACCGAUCUAGAUAUGGCCGAUUAAUCAAGCCUGUUGUUUCAAAUUGA
Messenger RNA from Dendronephthya gigantea, 1110 nucleotides. RefSeq lists its product as uncharacterized. NCBI's taxonomy places the organism in Eukaryota, Metazoa, Cnidaria, Anthozoa, Malacalcyonacea, Nephtheidae. Gene Ontology annotation, biological process: DNA integration. Gene Ontology annotation, molecular function: nucleic acid binding. The record is from RefSeq and is a predicted model, not a curated record. The coding region runs from base 1 to 1110 and encodes 369 amino acids. The transcript has a single exon.